AUGUCAGACUCUGCAGGUUUCCUCGAGUUCAAACUUGACUACUCAGGAUGCAAGAACCUCGCUAUCGGCGAGGCUGUCUACUCCAAGAACAUCUCCGCCGGAGGGCACGUCUGGAGGAUCAGAUGCUACCCGCGUGGAUCCGUGAAAGAGGACAAUGGAGAGUACUUAUCCAUUUACCUUGAGCUCAUGAGCGAAUCAAGAAACGUCAAAGCUAUCUUCGAUGUCUUCGCGAUGGAAAGAGACGGCGCGCCAUCGUCGUCCCACGCAAGGAGGUGCGUGAAGGUUUAUCCACCCGAGGGCUACAGGGCGUGUGGAUUUUUGCAGUUCGUGAAGCGAAGCGAUCUUGAGUCGCUCUAUGUUGCCAAUGGCUGGGCGAGGAUUAUGUGCGUGGUCAUAGUCGUGCGAGAUGAUGACCCCCUGGACGUCCCGCCCUCUGACAUCGGGAGCCAUCUCGGCCACCUGCUCGAUUGCCCGGAGACCUCCGACGUUUCAUUCGUCGUCAACGGCGAGGCAUUCCCAUCUCACCGGGCGGUGCUCGCCGCCCGCUCCCCGGUCUUCAAAGCACAGCUCUUCGGCUCCAUGAAGGAAGCUGCAAUGUCAUCCAUCACCCUGCAUGACAUCGCGCCCGCGACGUUCAAGGUCAUGCUUCGGUUCAUGUACACGGAUUCGUUGGCAGGAGAAGAUGAUGAGCUCGGGGACUCUGCAACAGAGAACGAGAAGUUCCAGGAUCUGCUCGCUGCGGCUGAUCGCUAUGCGUUGGACCGCCUGAAGCUUCUGUGUGCCAGCAAGCUGUGGGAUAGCGUGUCGGUGGAUACGGUUGCUGCUACUCUCGCCUGUGCCGAGACAUACAACUGCCCGAAGCUGAAAACGAAGUGCAUGGGCUUCUUUGCAGAGGAGAAGAACUUCAAGAAAGCUGUGUUAACUGAUGGUUUUGUUCAGCUGGUGCAAAAGUUCCCGUCUAUUGUUGCUGAGCUGAGAGAGGUGGUUAAUGGGGAAUAG
This is a messenger RNA of Setaria italica (foxtail millet), 999 nucleotides long. RefSeq names its product BTB/POZ and MATH domain-containing protein 1. The coding region runs from base 1 to 999 and encodes 332 amino acids. The transcript has a single exon. Gene Ontology annotation, biological process: protein ubiquitination. Gene Ontology annotation, molecular function: protein binding. Lineage: Eukaryota; Viridiplantae; Streptophyta; Magnoliopsida; Poales; Poaceae. The record is from RefSeq and is a predicted model, not a curated record.